AUGGAAGGGCCGAGGAGGAUGGCAUGGGCCGAGUCUCGACGGGGAGGUUCCGAGAAGUUCUCCGUCGGGAUGAUGAUCAUCUGCUACCUUGCGACAUUCAGUGGUGGAUUCAACUUUGCCAACAUCAGUGGUUUCAAGCCCUUGAAAUUUCGGCGUUUGUCUUGGAAGAAUCUUUGGUCCCUCGUCCUCGUUGGAGCCAUCUUAUUCAAUCGAUACCGGAACUUCUUAAUUACCAGUCAGGCUCUGUGUGACUUGUUCAACGAAGCCUUGGAUAUGGAUCGCUGGAUGGGAAUAGAUGCCAGGAGAAGAUGGUUGUGGGUGGUGGGCAGUCUGGUAUAUAGCUGUGUGUGGGCGGCUGUGUCGGUGCUCGGGAAUGUGAUGACUCCAUGGUCUCCCUGGAUGGCUUUUGACAUAUUUGUGACUUUGGUUGCUGGGUUAAAUGCCGUGACGCAGUCUUUGCUGUAUACUUGGAUUUGCUCUCAGAUAGUCCGGUUUCAGCAAUACUGGAUUCGACAGCUUCGAGAGGGACGUAUGAACGGAAAGGAAUGGUUGGAGGGACGAAAGAGGCUGGAAUCUCUGGCAAAAAAAUUGAAUGGAGUCUAUGGACCUUUGGUGAUGAUUCACCUCGCCCGCAACGCGGUUCUUGCGACCUUGCUCGCGUUUCUCAUCGUCCGGUCGGCCGCUGCUUUCGGUUGGGGAUCCACCACCGUUGUCACUUUCUGCGUAUCUUUCACCUGCUUUUCCAUUCCGGUGCUCAUCUUUUUCCUUGCAGCAGAACCAGUCGGCAUCCAGCUCUUGAUGGACGCAGACGGCUGCUACAAGCUUCGGCGGAUCCACCUCACUGUCUCUGGGUUCUUCCACUUGGGACAUGGCCCCCUGGCAGAGUUGGCCGACAUGAUUCUUACCUACAUCAUCGUCCUAUUCCAAUUUAACCAAAUGGACCAGAAGGCAAGAAUGUGAUGAUGCUGGCACGAGGAUUGCAGUCAGGAAUAUGCAGGACCGUUCUACGUCAUGGGCCUACAGUGAAAAUGACCAAGACAACAGUUGCUGUGUUGGUUGAUGUUCGCCAUGCAUUAUUUUUCGGUUGGAUGCUUAGA
Messenger RNA from Darwinula stevensoni, 1097 nucleotides. The record is from the annotation of a GenBank genome assembly. Lineage: Eukaryota; Metazoa; Arthropoda; Ostracoda; Podocopida; Darwinulidae.